Messenger RNA from Fukomys damarensis (Damara mole-rat), 2033 nucleotides. It is a transcript of the gene Qrsl1, whose product is annotated as glutaminyl-tRNA amidotransferase subunit QRSL1. The coding region runs from base 110 to 1693 and encodes 527 amino acids. Gene Ontology annotation, biological process: glutaminyl-tRNAGln biosynthesis via transamidation; mitochondrial translation. Gene Ontology annotation, molecular function: glutaminyl-tRNA synthase (glutamine-hydrolyzing) activity. The transcript is spliced from 11 exons. Gene Ontology annotation, cellular component: glutamyl-tRNA(Gln) amidotransferase complex; mitochondrion. The record is from RefSeq and is a predicted model, not a curated record. Lineage: Eukaryota; Metazoa; Chordata; Mammalia; Rodentia; Bathyergidae.
UCCUUUGACAAUCAAAGAUGGCUGCGCCCAGUAAUACCAGCUGCAGCUGUUGACCUCUUUUUCCUCUUUGCUACCUGGUGUCUGGGGUAACAGGCUGAACCUGAGAAUCAUGUUGGGCCGGACCCUUGGAGAAGUUUCUGUGGCACUGAAACAAGGCCAAAUUACACCAACAGAACUCUGUCGGAAAUGUCUCUCCCUUAUCCAGAAGACCAAGUUUCUAAAUGCUUACAUUACAGUUUCAGAAGAGGUAGCAUUAAAGCAGGCUGAAGAAUCAGAAGAAAGAUACAAGAAAGGUCAGUCACUUGGGGAUUUGGAUGGAAUUCCUGUUGCAGUAAAAGACAACUUCAGCACAUCUGGCAUCGAGACAACGUGUGCAUCAAAUAUGCUAAAAGGCUAUAUACCACCUUUUAAUGCUACAGUAGUUCAGAAGUUGUUGGAUCAGGGAGCUCUACUAAUGGGAAAAACAAAUCUAGAUGAGUUUGCUAUGGGAUCUGGAAGCACAGAUGGAGUAUUUGGGCCAGUUAAGAAUCCCUGGAGUUACUCAAAACAGAGAAGAGAGAAGAGGCAGCAGCAGGCCCAGGGCGAGAGCCAGGCUGCCGAGUGGCUGAUCACCGGGGGGAGUUCCGGUGGCAGCGCAGCCGCCUUGGCAGCGCUCACGUGCUCGGCGGCUUUAGGAUCAGACACUGGAGGAUCAACCCGAAAUCCUGCUGCCCACUGUGGGCUUGUUGGUUUUAAACCCAGCUAUGGCUUAGUUUCUCGUCACGGUCUCAUUCCCCUGGUGAAUUCGAUGGAUGUGCCAGGAAUCUUAACCAGAUGUGUGGAUGAUACAGCAAUUGUAUUGGGUGUACUGGCUGGACAUGACCCCAAAGAUUCUACUACAGUGCAAGAUCCUGUUAAACCAUUUACGCUUCCCAGUUUGACAGAUGUGAGCAAACUGUGUAUAGGAAUUCCGAAGGAAUAUGCUGUACCUGAACUAUCCAGUGAAGUACGAUCUCUCUGGUCCAAAGCUGCUGGCCUCUUUGAGUCUGCAGGAGCCAAAGUGAUAGAAGUAUCCCUGCCUCACACCUCUUGCUCAAUCGUCUGCUACCAUGUAUUGUGUGCCUCAGAAGUGGCAUCGAACAUGGCAAGGUUUGAUGGGCUAGAAUAUGGUCAUAGGUGUGACAUUAAUGUGUCUACUGAAGCCAUGUAUGCUGCCACCAGGCGAGAAGGGUUCAGUGAUGUGGUGAGAGGGAGAAUUCUUUCAGGAAACUUCUUCUUACUAAAAGAAAACUAUGAAAAUUAUUUCAUCAAAGCCCAGAAAGUGAGGCGCCUCAUUGCAAAUGACUUUGUGAAUGUGUUUAACUCUGGAGUGGAUAUCUUGCUAACUCCCACCACCUUGAGUGAGGCGGUGCCUUACCUGGAGUUUAUCAAAGAAGACAACAGAACACGAAGUGCCCAAGGUGAUAUUUUUACACAGGCGGUAAAUAUGGCAGGGCUGCCAGCUGUGAGCAUGCCGGCCGCCCUGUCACACCAGGGGCUGCCAAUCGGGCUGCAAUUUAUUGGACGUGCAUUUUGUGACCAGAAGCUUCUCACAGUUGCCAAAUGGUUUGAAAAACAAGUACAGUUUCCUGUUAUUCAAUUUCCAGAACUCAUGGAUGGCUGUUCAUUAGUCUUUGAAAAUGAAAAGUUAGCUUCUGUUUCUCUACAACAGUAGUGAUAAAUGUGUCAUGUGCAAAUUAAAAUGAUUUUUAAAGAUUGUGUAUUUAAAGUAUCAAAUGAUAUUGCUCAAGUCUUGUAAUUCGGUUCAUUGUCAAUGGAAUCAUUCCUUGGAUUCACUUUUUAAGAUUCCUGUGAUAAUUAUAAAACUCAGCAUUUAUUAAACAGCUGCUAAGUGCAAAGCACAGGAUUUCUACUAUAAUAUAAAAUACAUGUUCCUGAAAAACAGUAUAGCACAAAAAUGUUCCUUAAUUAGAAAAGAACUUGGGUUGGGGGGAUUUAGGUCAGUGGUUCUGCCGCCUGCCUCACAAUCACAAGGACCCAAUUUCGAUCCUUAG